AUGGGGACAGGACUGCGAAGCCAGUCUCUGCGAGGACCUCGGCCCUCCUAUGGCAAGCUUCGGGAGCCCUGGGGGAGGCCCCAGGAGGGCCGGCCCCGCCGGGCACUGAGCCUCAGACAGGGGCGCGAGAAGUCCAGGCCCCAGGGCCUCGAUGGAGGCAUGGAAGGGCUGGACUGUCCCAGUCAGGAGUGGCUGCCAGGCAGCCUGGGGGACGCAGAUCAGCUGAUUCAAGCCCAGCAAGAAGGCCGCUGGCGGUGGCUGAGGCAGUACCAGCAGCAGGUAAGAAGAAGAUGGGAGAGCUUUGUCGCCAGCUUCCCCAGUGUGACCCUGAGCCAGCCAGCCUCCCCAGAGCCCCCACUGGACACCACGAGCUAA
Trichechus manatus latirostris (Florida manatee) is the source of this 375-nucleotide messenger RNA. RefSeq names its product chromosome unknown C11orf86 homolog (gene CUNH11orf86). The coding region runs from base 1 to 375 and encodes 124 amino acids. The record is from RefSeq and is a predicted model, not a curated record. The transcript has 2 exons. Lineage: Eukaryota; Metazoa; Chordata; Mammalia; Sirenia; Trichechidae.